Lodderomyces pseudojiufengensis is the source of this 1422-nucleotide messenger RNA. RefSeq names its product 4-aminobutyrate transaminase (gene UGA1). The record is from RefSeq and is a predicted model, not a curated record. Bases 1 to 1422 code for a protein of 473 amino acids. Gene Ontology annotation, biological process: GABA catabolic process. Lineage: Eukaryota; Fungi; Ascomycota; Pichiomycetes; Serinales; Debaryomycetaceae. Gene Ontology annotation, molecular function: pyridoxal phosphate binding. Gene Ontology annotation, cellular component: mitochondrion. The transcript has a single exon.
AUGACUGUUAAUUCCAUAUCAUCACAAUAUUUCCCAAAUGAACCAAAAGAACCUGUCAUAAAAUCAACUACUCAAUCAAAAUCCAAAUCAGAAAUUCAAGAAUUAGCAAAAUCUUUUGAUGCAAGAAGUGCAUAUUUUGUAGCUGAUUAUACUAAAUCAAUUGGUAAUUAUAUUGCAGAUGUUGAUGGUAAUUUAUUAUUAGAUGUUUAUGCUCAAAUUGCUUCAAUACCUUUAGGUUAUAAUAAUUCUGCAUUAAUUGAAACUGCAAAAUCAGAUAAAAUGAUUAGAGCUAUAGUUGAUAGACCAGCAUUAGGAAAUUAUCCAGGUAAUGAUUUAAAUGAAAUUUGUAAAGAAAUUUUAAAAGUUGCUCCAAAACAUCAAGAUAAAGUAUGGUCAGGAUUAUCAGGUGCAGAUGCUAAUGAAUUAGCUUUUAAAGCUACAUUUUUUUGGUAUCAAGCACAAAAGAGGGGUUAUAAAACACAAUUUACUCCAGAAGAAAUUGAAACAGUUAUGCAUAAUCAAGCUCCAGGUGCACCAGAAUUAGCUAUAUUAUCAUUUGAAAGAGCAUUUCAUGGUAGAUUAUUUGCUUCAGGUUCAACUACUUGUUCUAAACCAAUUCAUAAAUUAGAUUUACCAGCUUUUAAAUGGCCAAAAGCUGAAUUUCCAUCAUAUAAAUAUCCAUUAGAAGAUAAUGUUGAAAAUAAUAAAAAAGAAGAUGAAAGAUGUUUAAAAAUUGUUGAAGAUUUAUUUAAUACUUGGUCAGUUCCAAUUGCUGGUGUAUUAGUUGAACCAAUUCAAUCAGAAGGUGGUGAUAAUCAUGCUUCAGCUGAAUUUUUCCAAGGUUUAAGGAAUAUAACUUUAAAACAUGGUGCAUUAUUAAUUAUGGAUGAAGUUCAAACAGGUGUUGGAUCAACAGGUAUAAUGUGGGCUCAUGAAAGAUUUAAUUUACAACCACCACCAGAUUUAGUUACUUUUUCUAAAAAAUUCCAAUCAGCUGGUUAUUUCUUUCAUGAUCCUGAAAUUAUACCAAAUUUUGCUUAUAGACAAUUUAAUACUUGGUGUGGUGAUCCAGCAAGAAUGAUAUUAGCUGGUUCAAUUGGUCAUGAAAUAUUAAAACAUAAUUUAGUAGAACGAGCUAAUGAAGUUGGUAAUUAUUUAUAUGGAAAAUUAGAAGCAUUACAAAAGAAAUAUCCAUCAUAUUUACGUGAUUUAAGAGGUAAAGAUAGAGCAACUUUUAUUGCUUGGUCUUUAGAUAAUGCUGAAACAAGAAAUAAAUUUUUAAAUGAUAUGAAAACUAUUGGUGGAGUAAAUAUUGGUGGUUGUGCAGAAGAUUCAGUAAGAUUAAGACCAACUUUAGUAUUUGAAGAAAAACAUGCAGAUAUUUUAGUUGAUGCUAUUGAAAAAGUAUUAUCAAGUUACUAA